AUGGCGGGCAAGGCGUCAAGUUGCCUGGCUGCCUGUCCUGAGUUACAGCUUCCUGCUAGCACCGUCGCAUAUCUGGACUCCGUACUGUCGGAACUCACUGCUGAAGAGACAGAAGACUAUGCUGUCCUGCACGCUCUUCUCGAGCCUUUUCUCUUGGAUGCAUUGAAGCAGAACGGGCGCGAGACACCGCACAAUAGUACGAGCGAUGCCAAGGUGGAGCGCAUGUGUCGAUUGCUCUACAACCAACUCAGAAAGGCAACGACGAACAAUUCGCGACGACAGCUGGGUGAGAUCCCUCAAAUCUCGGCUGCCUUGCGGAAAGCCGCUGCUUCAGUCUCAGACAGGUUACAACUCUCAACAGAUUUGGUAGACAGCUUGGCGAUUUCCCUGGCAGCGAUGACGUGGGCCGAGAUUUCCGUUGAUGGCAAGCCUUGCGAUCAUACAAUGGCGGAGAUCUUGGAGCCCUCACUACAGGAGGCUUUCCACGACUGUGGCGAUUGGCCUGCAAGUGAGGACACGGAAAGAGCAAGGUUGAUGGCGGCAGCCCUUCUGAAGCAGCUUUUGGACGACUAA
Symbiodinium sp. CCMP2592 is the source of this 573-nucleotide messenger RNA. NCBI's taxonomy places the organism in Eukaryota, Dinophyceae, Suessiales, Symbiodiniaceae. The record is from the annotation of a GenBank genome assembly.